GGUUCUAUAUGAUCUCGAUCUCGCGGGGGAGGAGGGGAAACCUAGGGCUCUGAUCCCCGAUGGCGGAGGCAGAGCACCGCGGCGGCGGCGGCGGCGGCGGCGGCGACAGGCGGCGGCGGCGAUGGUUUUGGGCGGCGGCGGCAGCGGGGGCGGUGGUCGCCCUCCUCCUCGCCACCGCCGCGAGCUCCAGGAGCUUCCCCAGGCUCUCCAUCCCCGGGAUCUGCGAAUGCCCCGUUAAGAAGGGAGAGGAUUCGAGGAGGUACACGGGAAUGGUGGAGGACUGUUGCUGCGAUUACGAGACGGUGGAUUCGAUCAACGAGGAAGUGUUGCAUCCGAUUCUGCAGGAGCUCGUCGCCACGCCUUUCUUUCGGUACUUUAAGGUUAAGCUAUGGUGCGACUGUCCAUUCUGGCCCGAUGAUGGAAUGUGCCGUCUAAGGGAUUGCACUGUCUGCGAGUGCCCUGAAAAUGAAUUUCCGGAGCCUUUUAAAAAACCGUAUAAUGGUCUUUCCACUGAUGAUAUGAUUUGCCAAGAAGGAAAACCCCAGGCUACCGUGGAUAGAACAAUUGAUAGUAAAGUAUUCAAAGGGUGGAUUGAAAUCGACAAUCCAUGGACAUAUGAUGAUGAAACUGACAAUGCUGAGAUGACUUAUGUGAACCUCCAGCUAAACCCUGAGCGUUUUACUGGGUAUAUUGGUGCAUCAGCUAGGAGAAUAUGGGAUGCUAUUUACAAAGAAAAUUGUCCAAAAUAUCCUUCAGAAGAGCUUUGCCAGGAGAAGAAGGUGUUGUAUAAGUUGAUCUCAGGCCUGCAUUCCUCAAUUUCAGUACACAUAGCUGCUGAUUAUCUCCUUGAUGAAUCUACUAACUUGUGGGGCCACAAUCUUGGAUUGUUGUAUGAUCGUGUUUUGAAGUAUCCAGAUCAUGUUAGAAAUCUGUAUUUCACAUACCUAUUUGUUCUUCGAGCAGUGACAAAGGCUGCAGAUUAUUUAGAGCAGGCUGAGUACAACACUGAGAACCCUCAAGAGGACCUGAAAACACAAUCUCUAGUGAAGCAGCUCCUCUACAAUCCUAAGCUGCAGGCUACUUGCCCACUACCAUUUGAUGAAGCCAAGCUUUGGCAAGGUGAAAAUGGGCCUGAGCUGAAGCAACAGAUCCAGAAGCAGUUCAGAAACAUCAGUGCACUGAUGGAUUGUGUUGGAUGUGAAAAGUGCCGCCUUUGGGGAAAGCUUCAAGUUCUAGGACUAGGGACUGCAUUGAAGAUUCUUUUCUCUGUCGAGGAACAGCACCCCUUGUAUCAACCUUUACAGCUGCAGCGAAAUGAAGUGAUCGCUCUAGUGAACCUUCUCAAUAGACUGUCGGAGUCUGUAAAGUUUGUUCGCGAGAAGGGGUCGUCGGCUGAAAAAUUCAUAGCUGGUCAUAUCUCUUCAACAGUAGGAAAAAGCAAUUUUUGGGCAAAAACAAAUCAAUAGUUAUACAGUGUGUGUCAGAAUUUUCGAUAUUGUGGGACGAAAGAGGCGGCGUUUUAUUCCGUUUCUUUUCUUCUUCCUCUUUUUUUCGUCUCCCUUUUGUUGUGAAUUAAUACAGAAUAAAAACUUUCAAGUGCAAUUCUUCUACAAGGUUCCUCCAAUACAGAGGAAGAAGCUAGGGGGGGGGGUAGAAUUUGAAUUGUGGGAGUCACAAGGAGUAAAGAAGAUAUAUGAUGGAAUGUUUCUGUAAAAUACAAUUUGAUUGAGCCAUUGGUGUUGUUUUCGAAGCCAGUA
Ananas comosus (pineapple) is the source of this 1757-nucleotide messenger RNA. RefSeq names its product endoplasmic reticulum oxidoreductin-1-like. Gene Ontology annotation, molecular function: protein-disulfide reductase activity; FAD binding; thiol oxidase activity. Gene Ontology annotation, biological process: protein folding in endoplasmic reticulum. The transcript is spliced from 10 exons. Lineage: Eukaryota; Viridiplantae; Streptophyta; Magnoliopsida; Poales; Bromeliaceae. Gene Ontology annotation, cellular component: endoplasmic reticulum; endoplasmic reticulum membrane. The record is from RefSeq and is a predicted model, not a curated record. The coding region runs from base 60 to 1466 and encodes 468 amino acids.